AUGAGUGGCCCAACCUUGACUGCUGCGGUUUUACCAACCGUGAAGCCCGAACAGUCAUUUCAGUCUCCCAGCCAUUCUCAUUCUCAUUCGCAUUCCACUACAGAAGUCUAUCAAGCCCAAUCCCCUCCAGCUGCCUCUUCAAACAACCGAUCCUCAAGCACCAAUAGACCCCCUGGCCAACCUGACCAACCUGUUUUCGAUGUACCGACUUUCGAUUUUGGCACAGAUUUCGAUCCGACUUUGUCCUUUCCGAAUCAGCUCUUAAGCAAUAGUACCAAUGAGAAACCCACGAUCGCUCCCAUUGAAGAAAUUAUGGUUAGUCCUGAGCCCAGGACAGGCAGAGUGGAGAAAUGGAAGCCGUCGACGAAUGGAUUACAAAUUACACCCGAUUGCGAAGAGGUCGCAGAGAAAGGGCCUAGUGAGGACCGAAUCCCCGGUAACUCUAGGUUCCUGAGCCCAAAUCCACAGGAAACGCAUAGGAGUGUAUCCGAAUCGCUAGCAUCGUUUGCUAAACGCCCAUGGAUGUCUGGGUCGCGGUCACCCUCGCCCAACGACAAGAAAAAGGAAAGGAAGGAGGAAAAGAACGAAGAGACGGAAGAAAUAUUCAAUGGUCGGCUUGGUCGUGAACGGUCUGCUAGCAAUAGUUCGAUUAUGAAGCUUAAGAGGUCUUCGCGGAAGCGCCCGGCAUCACCUGCCAGUAGUGAUGGAGGCAAGUCAACCGACUCACGCAGUAAAUUCGGCUCAUACCUUAAUCGGAUCAAGCAACGGCAACCAGGUAUGCUGUCAAGGGGGAAGUCUCAUACUGAUAAUGACAGCCUCACCUCCUCAACGGCCAGUAUUGCGCCUCCAUCCACAGAGACCCGUCAGUCACAUAACUCGGAGACGAGUAAUAGUACAGCCCCAGAUGAUGGCUUGGUCAUGAAAUCGACCCGACCUCGGGAUCCUCUUUGGUCGGCAUUCAAGGAGUUAGACAACGAUUACCAUAAGCUCCAGACGCAUGCAAAACCCAACCAUACCAACACUGCCAGUACAAAGAUGGAGAUUAUUCGAAAAGUGUUGAUGCGUUUCUUGGGGAACUAUGCGAAUCAUUCAUCGAAUAAAAAACUGCAUCACGAAGAUCUAGAGCGGAGAGCUACAAUUUUAGACAAAUGGUGGAAAGGGCUUCUUGAGCUACUCGAAGGGAAGAAUCAACAAGCCGUUACCGGAGCUGAUAGACCUGACUUACUUGAUGCUACGGCAUCUAUUAUGAUGCGGCCAGAAUGGCGGCAGUGCAAUGCUAGCUUCUGUCCACUGUCAGAUCGAAGCUCCACAGAACAGUUCGAAAACCGAGCCCGAGCUACCUCUAACACAUCUUCCUCCUCAGUCGAUUCCACGGAUUCUGCUUUCCUUGCUGAAUCUGCAAGACAUAAUGUAGAAGUUAUGUUCAUCACGAAUUUAGUGUCGCAAAUGGCCAUUGUGGUGGACAAGCUAUCGCUUCGACAUGCUCCAUUAAGUCUCGUCAAUUUUGCGGGCAAAGUUUUCGCCUAUGCCUUUUUCUUUGCGCCGGGUAUUGCGGACGUGCUUGUCCGGCUGUGGUCUUUGAAUUCUGAUCUGAUACGCCGCGUUGCAGACGAGUUUGGCUUGCCCCGAGAUGGUCGAGGCGACAACGAUAGCAUCGCAGCAUUUUUCCCUCCGGCUGUUAGCGAAGUCCGUUGGUCCUCCGUUAAGACUUUGUCCAGUUCGCUCAAACGACCUGCAAAGUUGCCGGUAAUGGCAGCUCAUAUUUCCUGGAGGGGACCGUGGGUUUCUAGAUGGGCAGGACGCGACACAGAUUUAUUCUUCAUAUUUUGCAAGUAUUAUUACAUGCUGGCUGAAGAAUUUAUGCCACCCAGUCUACCACUUGUCCAGAAAGCCUGUGCGCCGGGGUUUGUCCUGGUGAAUGCCCAGAUACUGUCUAUUCUGGACUCCACUAUACAUCGUCAGGCGGCCGUUGAGGCGAUGUUGGGGCCCCCUCUCUCAGAUACGGCUCACGGUGCCGAUGCCUCAGCCAUGGCUUUGCCAGCUGCACCAAAUAAUAAUAUCAUGAAGGGGAUGAAUGAAAACCGACUUAUACUUCUCUUGAAAGACUUCCUAUCUAGUGCCUCGGUGCUUUUCGCAGGUGCACGACACACGUUUGCCGAAUCAUUCAUGGCUAUCAUGAAAGCUGCCGCUAAGCGGACUUCGCAAUUUGAUCACAAUGCUUGUUUCACUAUUUGCGACUUUCUGCAAGAAGCGCUGGUGACUUACAAUAACUUUGUUUGUGUCCAAACUCCCGACUUCACCUACGUCGAUUGGCCCUUCUGGAUCGAGGUCUGCAAGAGAAUAUUGGACUCAAAUCACACAAUGUCCGAGAUUCGAGUUAUCUCAUUCAUCUUCUCGAUCUGGGAGACCAUCGAAGACAACCCGUUACGUAAGGAGAUCGUGUGUCUAGAUUGGCUCCUUCAAGAGGAAGUGUUCAACAAGUUUUUUACCAAUUGGUGUCCCAUGGUUAGAGCUUACUAUAUGCGAUUGCUCUGCUGGAGACUUUGUAGAGACGCUGGCAAUGCAGACGACACAGACGCCAAAAUUUUCCUCGUCGUUUACUCGCGCCUCAAAACUGUAUGGUCGCAUUAUCUUUGGCUGAAGCAGGUUGCCGAGCAGCAGGGGAAGUGUCUACCAUCAACCGCGCCGUCUUUUCCUGCCCCCGGGAAACGAUUCAUGAUUAUUCGUAGCGAAAUGCCUAGUGUACAACCUGGACUAAUGGUUGGUUUUGACUCUUCUGCUCCAUCGCCGCAGACCGAACCACAGCCUAACCCGGCAACUCACUUUGAAUCCAUGGACUCCAUCGACUUCGACAUCGAGCCGAGCGUCCCAAAGAAGAGAAGUAGCAUUCUAGGUAAAAUAUUCUCAUUUGCCAAUAAUUCUUCUGCCAACGACGAUCUAGAAUCUGUGAGGCGUGAGACUGCGAUUUCGCGUAGUCGAACAUUGCUGCUUUCCAAAAGUUCUGCAAGCGUUAGCCCGCCUGCGUCUGACUCGGACAGCAUAGGCUCAUCUCCCAUUUACGAAGAUAUGCGAUCCAUUUUCAAGUUCACGCUAUCAUGGAACUCUACUGGCACCAUGUCUCCCCCCAACCGUAUCCUUACCCGCCCGCGGCUACCAAGCCCUGCACAAUCAUGUGUUGCUGCAAAAGGUGCCGCUGGCAGUUCACCGCCGCAUGCUCCUGAUCGUCCAGCUCCAACCCGGGCGGUGUCUGGAAGUCCCAAUCCUGGGUUAGUUGAUUCCGCGAGGAAUGCCGAUCCGUCUGGAGUACCUUCGUCACCCUCGUCAGCUCAGGGCAUUUCCGCAACGUUUGACCGGCGACAGAGUUUCAGUCAGAUGAGUCCUAUUGGAAGGAGUAGUGAUGAUCUACCACUUCAUAGUCCUAUAAGCCAAUCUAGUCAAAGCCAAGACGAUGCAUCCUUUUGCAGCCGGCCCUCGGUUGCUCCGACGCAAGAACCCAUUAUCACACCGGUUGAACCAAAAGGUGUCUAUGCUAAGGGUGCCAAGUAUGCUGGUCGGGCUUUAGCUGAAUGGAGUCUCGUCGUUGCCGAAUGUAACAGCUUCGUUGAUCGAAGGCGAAGCGAGGGUGUUCCUGGAUUGAGCGAAGUGGAAGUACCGGCUCUCGAAAUGGAUGGUUUCAGAAAGAUAGGUUGA
Messenger RNA from Daldinia caldariorum, 3690 nucleotides. RefSeq names its product DUF1765-domain-containing protein. NCBI's taxonomy places the organism in Eukaryota, Fungi, Ascomycota, Sordariomycetes, Xylariales, Hypoxylaceae. The transcript has 2 exons. Bases 1 to 3690 code for a protein of 1229 amino acids. The record is from RefSeq and is a predicted model, not a curated record.